Ostrea edulis (European flat oyster) is the source of this 3513-nucleotide messenger RNA. RefSeq names its product multiple epidermal growth factor-like domains protein 10. Gene Ontology annotation, molecular function: scavenger receptor activity. The record is from RefSeq and is a predicted model, not a curated record. The transcript is spliced from 10 exons. NCBI's taxonomy places the organism in Eukaryota, Metazoa, Mollusca, Bivalvia, Ostreida, Ostreidae. Bases 35 to 1192 code for a protein of 385 amino acids.
AGCAUUGCGUGGGAAAUAUUUUGACAGUUUGAAAAUGUAUGUGAUGAAGUUUUUAAAGAUAUGGCAUUUUUAUUUGUGUAUAAAAGGAGUUUUCAGCCUUACAGCAAAUCAAACAGAUAUCGGCCUUUGUAACAAUGAAGGGAAGGUAAAAUGUUGUGCGGAUUACAGAAAUGUUUCAGGAAGAUGUGAACCAUGUCUGGGUUCAUUUGGAGAGGCCUGUGAAAAAAACUGCCCGAAUGGAUAUUAUGGACAUGGAUGUAGAAAUAAAUGUGACUGUUUGCCAACUGAACCAUGUCACGAAAUCCACGGUUGUUUAACAAAUAGAACAGGACACGGCGAUUGUUAUGAUGAAUUGACAGGGAAGCUGAGAUGUUGCUCUGAUUACAGAAAUGUUUCAGGAAGAUGUGAACCAUGUCUAGGUUCAUUUGGAUUUGACUGUAAUAUAACCUGCCCUGAUGGAUAUUAUGGACAUGGAUGUAGAAAUAAAUGUGACUGUUUGCCAACUGAAUCAUGUCACGAAAUUCAUGGUUGUUUGGACUGCAUAGGAUCGUUUGGAGAAAACUGCAGUCAGCCGUGUUCUUUUGGAUUCUUUGGCUAUAAAUGUAAAGAAGAGUGUAACUGUAGCAGUGAUACGCAUUGGUGUGACAAUAUUUUGGGUUGCAAGAUUAAAGAUGUGCAUAAUCAGAGUCAGGAAAUCAGGACAAAGCAUUUAACUUUUGAGGUCGUGGGAUCAAUCACUGGAACUUCAGCAUUUUGGUUUUUAACGUAUUUAGUGUGCAGCUGGAAACGGAAAUCGACUACAACGAUGGAUGUUACCAUGCAAGAGGAGGGACAUUCUGGCAAUAUUCUAGGUGAAUCGCAACGGCAACCGGAAGGAAACACACCAGCAGUGCAAUCUGGAAGACAUGUACGGUCUAAAUCAUGUCAACAUGGAGCUAAGAAAAGAAAACCUGUAAUUCGAUCACGAUCUCUGUCACAAGACACAUAUGGACGAUUGAAUAGGCGUUCUGAUGACUACGACCAUCUAGACCUUCUUGUACAUCACACCCAACCGUCAGUGUUUGCUUUCAGCAGCAAUUAUAGCAAGAUAAAGCUGCAACCAUCUCAAAGACAUGAAAGCAAUGGUUCUGAAACCUUUCCGGGGGAGAGUAGCAAUAUGUCAGUAGUUAUCAGCAACAAUUUACAUGAUUAGGAAGAUGAAAUUAUUGCCGGGCUAAAACCGCGAUCAUUGUAUAAACAUAGGUCGUACAGUUUUAUAAGAGGAAAAUCAGAAACCCGCGUUCAGUAACAUGGUUGGACGCCAAGAGCAUCUUGAUGAUAAGCGUUCUAUUCAUGACUAACAUGCGUCUAAUCUUGCUGAAGAUAUUGAUCAAGUGAAUGGGUUUCAGAGAGCAUAUGUUAUCAUUUUACAUUCUAAUACUUAUAUUAUGGGAUUGCUUAACUAUUACUUUUGUAAGAAACUCAUUCUUAAUACCAACACAGAGAUUUUGCUGUUUUGUUGGGGAGUUCGGUUGUUUGGUUUUUUGGGGGGAGGGGGUGGUCAUUCGAGCCUAUUAAGUUUGAUGACACUCCAGUCUCAACCACAAUAUAUAUCCAAUAUAAAAAUGACAAUUCCAAAAAUUUAAACGAAAGCAAUAAAAGCUUGGAUAUCAGGCCAACCAAAUACAAUUCAGAAUCUGUUCGUACAAUAAGGUACAUACAAUUCCGGUACUGAUUUUAUGAAUGACAUAAAUAAUGUGGAAUUAAAUUGAAAAACAAGGAAAUUUAGGAAAAUUAAAGAAAAUUAAAUUGAGAGAAUCUAGGACCAUAAAUACUAAUUAGGACAAAUCGUUGUAAGGUACAAGUAUUGGAAAGUCUCAAUCCAAAGCAAGACUUCCUGAAGAAUAACUCUUCAACCAUAUUUCUGGGUGAAACCUCAAUAUGAGGAAAUUUCUGUUGCGUUGUUUUUCUUAUAUAUAACUGAUACCAAUAGACGGUACCAUUCCCAAAUGCCAAAUCAUAUUUAUUCGUCGUAAUUCCGGACUCUUAAUUUGUUCCGUAGUAAGGGCUAACUAAUUAAUGAAUUCACUCGUGAAAAAAGUAAAUUUAAUGAACAUUCAUUUUGUAUUUUCAUUCAUUGGAAGAUGCAUAUUUCAAUCGUAAAUUAAAUGUAAGCAUUCAAUACAAUUAUAGAUUUCUUGUCUGUCAGUUUAUUUGUGUCACUAUAUGGUACUAUCGUUCCAAAAACAGCGUGUUACUUCAUUUGAUCGUACGUGCAAAUAAAUAUAUAUAUAUAUAUAUAUCAAUGAAACCGGUUUUACUUUUGUUCUCUAUUACUAGUCACAUUGGACCGGUUGUGGUAGCUCAGUGGUAAAAUAUUCGCUUUGUAACCGGGAGGUCGUAUAUCCAAUUCCCGCUCUUGCCAUGACCAGACAAAGGAAAGACAUAAAUAUAGGUAGUGAUUAGAUUGAAAAUCACAGUUAUUUCGGAUAUAACCUCAAAUACGGAAAUACCGUGUUACUAAAGGCGUUGACAAACUAAAGAACCCUAAUUGAUACGGCCCUGAUCGCUAAGCAUAAGUCUAAAUUUGUGGUACUUCUCCUACAGCUGGUGACGCCUCAAUUUGAGUGAAAUAUUUUCGACGGGAUAUCAAACAAAAAGAAACAAGCACUUUCUAUUGUAUGCUUUGGAUUUGGCGGGGGGGGGGGGGCAUAAGGAAGGCUUAAACAACAACUUGACAAUAUCGACCCAUCGGUCACAAAGCUAAUAGUCUAAGUACUGAGUUACCGUUAUCAGUUUAAUAUAUGAUGUGACUGUCAUGUUGCGAAUGGACUGACACUAUGAGGAGAAGUUACAUGUCUUUCGGAUAUGACUACGCGAUAGACAAAGGCACGGUAAAGAAUCAUCGCAACGGUCCUCAGUGUUAUGAAUAGGUCAAACAGUGUGUCACUUUACAUAGAUUGGUGAUGUUAACUCUGGAUUUACACGAAUGAAAUAGUUUUCAUUGAAUAUAAUGCCAAGAACAGAAUGCCUCUGGGUUAUAUGUGUAUGUAGCUAACCAUAGAAACCAAAUUACUACCCAUUUGAAAUCAAUUGAAUGGAAUGGCAAUUUGAUGCGCAGUAUUGUUGAAAUGGCAAAAAGCUUAAUACCAAAUGACAACAGUAUUUUAAGCAAAUGACAAGGAAUUAAUCAAUAUUUUAAUGUUAUCAUUUUGAAGAUGUACAUCAAAUAUCCAGAAAGUGCUUGUUAUUUGUGAGUAUGUUUAAUAUAUUUAUAUAACUGUAUAUGCUUUGUCGUAUAAUUAUUGUGACUGUCCAUGUGUGAUAUCGACUUUUUAUUUCGGAUUGUAUUUAAAGUCAAAUAUAUCUAAGUGACCUGUGAGAACCAGUCAUAUAUGUUGUGACCUCUAUAGAGAAGUUACAUCUUUUAAUAGAGAUUCGUUUCGUUAAGAAUUGCAUGGUUUUUUUAUGGUUCUGUGAACAAUUAUAGAAUACGUUUUUCUUCAUAUGUAUCUCAAUAAAAUUAGAAUUUUA